This is a messenger RNA of Paecilomyces variotii, 1881 nucleotides long. Its product is annotated as COG1565 domain protein. The coding region runs from base 177 to 1691 and encodes 504 amino acids. The record is from RefSeq and is a predicted model, not a curated record. The transcript has 3 exons. NCBI's taxonomy places the organism in Eukaryota, Fungi, Ascomycota, Eurotiomycetes, Eurotiales, Thermoascaceae. Gene Ontology annotation, cellular component: mitochondrion. Gene Ontology annotation, molecular function: protein-arginine omega-N symmetric methyltransferase activity.
GAGAAACGCUGAUGCAAUAGAUCAUAAUUUAGAGCUUGUUCUUCCCGCCAAGCCAUCGCCGAAGCUCGGGCCACGCGAGUUCUCUCCUCCGCUCCGCUCGAAAGAAAGAGGGAACCGAUGAAAGUGCAAACCAGCUUUCUUCCCACCCCGCUGGAAUUGGAACGCGACACUCAUCGAUGGACUCGCAAGUCCUCACCCAGCUGUUUCGCCAGCUGUUCAGGCAUCCACCAUGUCAGUCUCUACGGCCCCAAUCAUCGUCGGCUUUGCGGAGGACGGAUUGUGUUCGACCCGCGUGCCGCGAUAAUCGACAAUGUCGCACCUUUCUCACGCGGCGGGGGCAGACCAAGCGGAAGAGUACGGAUGAUGGGAUGAUGUGGCAUAAGAGAGAUGAUUAUCCGAAGGACAUCACGGAGGAAUUGAAGACGUAUCCUUUGGUCACGGCAAAGGACUUGCGCCAUCGACGAGAACGGCCGAGACAGGUGAAGAUGCUAACAAGAGAGUUCAUUGACGACAGUCUCUACAAUCCCAACUACGGCUACUUCUCGAAACACGCUACCAUCUUUACUCCCGGAGAGCCUUUUGAGUUCAACAGGAUGGAGGACGGCCGCGAGUUCAAUCGAUUGCUGGGAGAACGGUAUACCGAGUUUGAAGAUAAACUGGACGAGAUCAAACCAGAUAUCGCACGUCAGCUAUGGCAUACGCCUACAGAACUAUUUCGCCCAUACUAUGGAGAAGCCAUUGCACGAUACUUGAUAUCAAACUACAAACUGACGCUGUACCCCUACCACGACUUGAUCAUAUAUGAGAUGGGCGCAGGAAACGGUACUAUGAUGUUGAAUGUCCUCGACUUCAUCCGCGACACCGACCACGAAGUCUACCAGCGGACCAAGUUCAAGAUCAUCGAGAUUUCCCCCUCGCUGGCUGAUCUCCAGAUGAAGAACCUGAGGGAUUCAGUCAAUGCUGCUGGACACCUUGGACAUGUGGAGAUUAUCAAUCGGUCGAUCUUCGACUGGGACACUUACGUGCAUUCGCCGUGCUUUUUCUUGGCCCUCGAGGUCUUCGAUAACUUUGCGCAUGAUGCCAUCCGCUAUGACACGAAGACUGAGACCCCGCAGCAGGGAGGGGUUCUCAUCGAUGCUGACGGAGAAUUCCGCGAGUGGUACAGCACGCAACUCGACCCUGUUGCAUCCAGGUUCCUCCGGGUGAGACAAGCGGCUGCCAGACGUCCAUUUCCGACUCCCUUGGGACCGAAGAUCCUGCGUGGAGUGCGGAACUCCUUGCCAUUCCACAGCGGCUACACCUUGCCAGAGUACAUCCCUACUCGUCUCAUGCAGUUCUUCGACAUUCUCCACGCAUACUUCCCGGCGCAUCGCCUGAUUACUAGUGACUUCAGCACUCUGCCUGAUGCUGUUCCUGGCUUGAACGCUCCCGUGGUCCAAACACGAUACAAGAGACGCACGGUGCCGGUCUCGACGCCUUUCGUCCACCAAGGCUACUUCGACAUCUUCUUCCCCACCGACUUCAACGUCAUCGAAGACGUAUACCGUGCCAUUACAGGAAAGCUCACGAGGGUCCUCAGCCACGAAGAGUUCAUGGAACGCUGGGCAUACAUCGAAGACACAGAAACUAGAAGCGGAGAAAAUCCUCUGUUGACUUGGUACAAGAACGCCAGUGUGCUAACGACUGUCUGAUGCGUAGCGAUUUCUAUGUCUUUUUUUUUUUUCCUCGAUGGCCCAAACGUAGCUUGCUAGCUACGGCUACUUUGCCUCCAACGGGCAUUUCUAUGAGACUCUUCUUCUUUUUUUUUUAUCCAAACUUGUCAAAUAUACCAUGUGUUUUAUAUAUACGUAGAAUAGUGUUCAAAAGCAGAUUGAAUCUGAC